CGAACAUCUUGAACAGAUCUACAUUUGUCAUGUAUCUGUCAAGAGUACGCAGUAUGUUCAAACAAGGUUGGGGCGACCCACCCUCUUCCGUCGAUAUUCCCAGCUUGGUCAGCCCGACACCAACGAUAUCGACGCAGAGCGAUAACGACAGCCAGCAAGAAGCAGCAACAGCAACAGCAUCGCUAUCGGAUCACGAAAUGCUUCAACGGGCUCGAGCAGCUCAAGCCAACGAGGAUUUUCGAGCUUUAUCUGCCGGACCGGAGGCUAAAGGACCCUGGAGACGCGUCGAAGCGGUGGAUCGGUUUGUGGUUUUCCGUCGGGGAGCCAAAACUAGCAGCAAUAUCGACAAUCAACCCAAUGAGUUCGAGGUCUUGUGUGCUGGACGACUCGAUGCCAGUCUUGAAGAAGUCGCUAGCAUCCUACGAUCAAGCUCCGAAGCGGAACACAAUACGAUGAUGAGUGCGUUGUAUACCAAGAGCUUCAUCCUCGGAUCCUACGAGCGUGAGGUGCCAUGUUACGACGCAGCGGACAACAGUGAACAACUCACAGUAAAGACGAAAACGUUCUCUCGCACGACGAUCCUGGGUCGCAAUGAACAGUGGUGUUACUUCGACUACUACCAGCGCAAGAAAGAACGCGACGGAUUUACUAUCUCGAAGUGUGCGUUGCCAGCUACAGAGUUGACGCCAGGACGCAUCAUUGGAGAGAACGCUAGAGUGGAUCAACUACACGGAUUAAAUGCCUCGUAUCUGGUCGACAAACUUCCUGAUCGUAAAGGACUGCGCGUCGUUUUCCAUGCUUGGUUUGACUUGGGAGAGUCCAAUGCUAAACGCAAGAACCCGAGACGUAGAAGCCACGAACCUUCCAGCGCCAACACAAAUCCAAGCACUAAUCUGCGUCGCAAUUCAUACGCGUAUGGUGAGACCAGUAAGCACAAGGCGCAACUGCGUCGAUUGUUGGCUAUGGCACAUGGAAUCACAAACCUUCCAGAGCUUAUUCGUCGUCGACGAUUCGGUGUACAAAUUCCAGCCAUGAUGCGUUCAAAGGAUUCAGCAAAGGCGCGUUGUCCGUGCUGUGCGCACAGUUUAGCCCCCGUGAAGUUAUCGUUGGCAAUGGCAGCCUCAGCUAUAGCCAAUCGAAGCUUGGCACACCUCAAAGUGGACACACGACGCUGCUACUUGUGCGGAUAUCUCGUGUGUGCUGAUUGCUGGACUGCAGAGCAAAUGGAGAGUUUUUCUGGACGAGUAGCUGCCAUUACCGUCUGCACUCGCUGUCAUGUCAACGUUCAAGCUUGCGAGUAUUCAAAGGUGUUUGUUGGGACGGCAGAAGAACGGAAAAAGCAUUGUGGACCCCCACGAGUUGUGGAGGACUCGAACGAUACUUCAACUGUGUCAUUGCUGGUGGAUUUCCUGUCUACUUCUCUGCUGAACACGAGCUCGGGUAGCGUGGAACACGCUGCUGCAUUGGAUGUGAUUCGAUUUCUCCUUCGACAAGAGGAAUCAGACGAUGAAGAUUCUGAUGAAGAAUGCGAUAAUGGCAAUGAGCAAGUCCCUCACUUCAAAGAGAUGGAGGCGGUGAAAAAGAUUGGUGAGAUAUUGAGCGACAAGCAGCAAUUGCCUAAUCUAGAAGCCUGUAAACUAGGCAAUGCUGAACAACGCACUUAUCAGUUAGAUCUGCCAGAUGAUCCGAGCGUUGACGUGCCACGGUCUCCGAUACCAAAAAACGAGGCCGAACGCAUUGCCAGUAUUAAGUCUGCGGGGUUGCUGGAAUUCGCCGACAUUUUCGCCCCAGAAGUUCCACGCACAAAUGCGAAAGUUGACGCUCCUGAUGUUCACGACCUCGAAUUAUUAUGCCAAUUGGCGAUGAAGACCUUGGGUUGUGCGUAUUCGUUCGUGACGAUUAUGUGUUCAAAGCACGAGCACGUAGUCGUUGGAACUCACCCCGGGUUCGUUGGCGCUGCCGUGCCUCGAGAACAAACGUCCUGUCAACACGCACUCAUGUCUCCUUAUCCAUUCAUGGCUACACACCAAGAAGCUGACGUACGUUUCCACAAGCAAGGCGCCGUGUCUGCAAUCCCGAUCCGAUUCUACCUGGGCUUCCCAUUGACCGUACCAAUUAAUGGUGACAAACCUGAAGAUGAAGAGAUGACAGUGGGUAUGCUGUGCUGCAUCGACUCCAAGCCUCGUGCUGAGAUCACUCGAACACAAUACGCGACGAUGAAGCGGCUCGCAAUCACCUCCUCGCAUAUUUUGGUGCACAAAAGUCGGCGGCUGCAACAUACCACAGCAGCCCAAGCAUCUUGA
Messenger RNA from Phytophthora nicotianae INRA-310, 2303 nucleotides. RefSeq lists its product as hypothetical. Gene Ontology annotation, molecular function: protein binding. The record is from RefSeq and is a predicted model, not a curated record. NCBI's taxonomy places the organism in Eukaryota, Oomycota, Peronosporomycetes, Peronosporales, Peronosporaceae. The transcript has a single exon. Bases 30 to 2303 code for a protein of 757 amino acids.